AGCCAUUUUGGCUCAAGGCCGCAGGCCACUGCUGGGCUCGAGGGGGGCGCCGUGCUGCGGGAGGACCGCGCGCAGCCCGCGCUGGCCGAGCGCAGCACAUGCCGCACUUUGAGCACAGCAGCUCCAUGCGCGACGUCGGCAACCAGUGGCAGUGGCAUGAGGCGCAUCGGGACGAGAAGAAGAACAUGUACCGCACGUCGUAUUCAGACAUGUCCCAGGGCCGGGAGGUGGCCGUGAAGAGCGACUGCCCGUCCGGUUACGGAGGCCACGUCCCCAGCCUGCGGUUCGACGUCCUCCACAGGAACACGGGCUUCGACAGGACCAACACGAUCCGCAAGAACGACUUUGGUCGAGACACCCUGCCAGACUUCUCGGAGCAGCUGAGCGGCAUCCCCUCGUACACGGCCUUCCCGCAAGGCGCGAACUCGAAGCCCACGGCGGGCGUCGUGCCGCACGACGGGACCACCACCAUGCUGAAGCCACCCUGGGCCGUCGUGGGCGCGGACGGGAAGCGGAAGCUGAACCAGCGCAGCGUCCCGCCAACGAUGUUGAGGGGCUCCAUGUCCUCGCCGUCCCUGAAGAACGCCGGCAUGAACUUGGCCAUGUGAGCGCUCCGGGCCACGGCUCGACCACACGCGAGCCCAGUGGCCCGCGGCUGCGGCCGCACGGGUUGCCGCCCGGCCCUCGGCCAGCGGAGCCGCGUGGGCUGGAAGGGCUCCUCAGCGACCCCGCGGCCGCUCCUCGGCGACGGCCUUCUCGAGGCGGGCGCCCCGGCCUCGCUCGCUGGCCGUGCAUGAAGGCACGGCCCGCGUGCGCCGGCGGCCGCCGCGCUUGGCCUCGAGGGCAUGGGGGCACGUCGACGGCAGGGUGCCAAGAAGGAGAACAAGAGGGAGCGAGAAUGGCAUCAGUCAGAGAGGCAAUGGCAUCUCACGCUUUCAGUUGCCCGGCCCCGUUUGGGCCGUGUGGGCGACGGCACCUGCCGGCCAGCAGGAAGAGGCAUCGGAGCGUUGCGGCUCCGCAUGCGCAGGGCCGAACAGAAAAAACACACGGUUUGCUACCAGAGCUGUGCCUCAAACGGCCCACCCAACCAUCAACGGCAGGGAA
Messenger RNA from Prorocentrum cordatum, 1104 nucleotides. Lineage: Eukaryota; Dinophyceae; Prorocentrales; Prorocentraceae. The record is from the annotation of a GenBank genome assembly.